Parasteatoda tepidariorum (common house spider) is the source of this 1282-nucleotide messenger RNA. RefSeq names its product EI24 domain-containing protein tank. The record is from RefSeq and is a predicted model, not a curated record. NCBI's taxonomy places the organism in Eukaryota, Metazoa, Arthropoda, Arachnida, Araneae, Theridiidae.
AUCUGUUACGUUUGAACUCGCUUGCAUCACAUAUCAAAAUGAUUCUGAAAAUUAUGCAGCUACUUUACCAUUUCUUAAAAAGGAUUUUUUUUUCUUUUUUUGAAAACGCAUACACUUUAAUUUUGGAUUCUUGAUUUGCUUUGCUGCGUGGAGUCUUGAAUCUUUCCAUACCUAUGUUUUUAAUAUUAAAAUCUGGCAACACUGCUCUCUUGUUUGUUAUGAAAAUAAAGUGAAAACAAAAAGUAUUGAUUAUACUGAUAUUACGCAUUUGAUAUCUCUCGACUUCUUUUGAAUUAAAAGAAAAAGUAACUAAAUUAUUUAGGACUUGGAAUGGACGGACUUAAAAGCACUCUGUUCCUUAUGCUAUAUGGUUUUAAAGACUGCUUGCGAGGAAUCUGGUGUCUGAAACAUUUUUGGUUGCAUUCUCAAAAACAGAAAGCUCAAAAAACAGGAACUUCAAAAUCGCUUCUAGGCGUUUUAAAACAGUGUAUUACCUUUAGCGCACUAUUUUGGGUUGGAAUAUUUAUUUUCAAUCGUUAUAUUCUGAACUUCUGUAUCCAUCAUUUAUUAAAUUCAUUAUUAGGGCCAGAAUGGCAAUAUCUUCCUUUAGUCUCUAACAUACUAGGACUUUUAUUCAACGCGGUUUGGACGCUGCCACUUUUUUGUUUCAGCAAAGUACUACUUAAUUUCAAAUGGUACAAUGAGAUUGCAGAAUUAACGUUCGACAACGUUGGCGGGAAGAGAUCUCACACGAAGUUGAGCUAUUCGUGGGGUGAUCAGCUUGAGAGUGCUGUUGUGCAGUGUGUAUUCAUGCUUCAAGCUUACGCCAUGCUGUGGCUACCCUUUCCACUUCACAUCCAACAUGUGCUGUGUCAUGUACAUUUGUCACUUCUGUAUGCAUUGUACUCCUUUGAGUACAAAUGGUUUCAAAUGGGAUGGGGUUUACGUAGGCGACUAGCCUACGUCAAUUCUAAAUGGCCCUAUUUCUUGGGCUUCGGCCUACCCCUUGUCCUAGUCUCGUCCUACGUCGGCAACUACAUCGAGAGUGUGUGCUUAUUUUCUACGUUGUUUCCGAUUUAUGUCGUGAGUAGCACUGUAACGAUGGACAGCAGGGUGCAACACUACAGUCUUCCUGUGAAAUUCUUUGAACCAGCUUCUCUGACUGUCAGCUGCAUAUUUGUCUUCGCAUUCUCACUCAUACAUAAGAGAAAAUAGUGUUUUUGCCCUACUUUGUUUUUAUAUGUAUUUUCGACUGAGAAAUAAAUGUUGUUAUUUUGUUUUU